Messenger RNA from Anguilla rostrata (American eel), 3379 nucleotides. Its product is annotated as protein S100-A16-like. Gene Ontology annotation, cellular component: perinuclear region of cytoplasm. The record is from RefSeq and is a predicted model, not a curated record. The coding region runs from base 252 to 572 and encodes 106 amino acids. NCBI's taxonomy places the organism in Eukaryota, Metazoa, Chordata, Actinopteri, Anguilliformes, Anguillidae. Gene Ontology annotation, molecular function: calcium ion binding; calcium-dependent protein binding. The transcript has 3 exons.
GCGCGUUCGUUUUCCCUAUCCCUCUAUUCUCUCUCUUCACACUCUUCCAGGUACACGCCCUUUGACUUGUCGGGGGGGAAAAGUUUAAGAAAAACUACAGCACGGAAGAGAUUCCACAGACCGUCUAGUUUAGCAAGUUUGCUGGUUCAGAGAGAGAGAGAGGCGGGUUGAAGAGAAGGAAAGUGAGAAUAGCAUAAGAAAAACAGGAAAAAGUUUCGUCGAUUCUUUUUAGGUCAAAAUUUUACGCGCUCAUGGAGGCGGCCAUUAAGACUAUAGUGGAGGUGUAUCUGAAGUCCUCCGGGGGGAAGGACAGCCUGAGCGCCGGCGCCUUCCAGAAGCUGGUCAAGAAGCAGCUGCACAACAUCAUGACGGACACGGACAGCUCCAAAGCCAUUAAGGACAUGCGUCAGGGGCUCGACGACAACCAGGACGGGAAGGUCAGCUUCCCGGAAUUCAUGACCCUGAUUGGCUACCUGUCCACCUCGCUUAGCGAACAGCGCGCCAAGGAGGCCAACCCUGCAGAGACGCCAGAGGCGGGAGAUGGCGCGGCGGGGGACCAGGAGGCCACAUAGACUCCUCAACCUGCAACGGCCAUGCCCACACACUACCGUGUUAACACGUACCAGUUAUAUACCGUAAUAUGCCAAUCAUCAUACCCCAGUAUAUCACUACACACUACACUACAUAGCUCAUAUGAUUAAUCUGUCUAUUGCCAUUUUGCAUUUGCUGCUUAUUGUUUGCCAGUCGAAUAUGCAGAACACUCACAACAAUUAAUGCAAUUUGUUAUAGUUUUUUUUUCUUCUUUCUUAUUCUUUUUUACAUUUUAUUUUUUAUUUUUUUGCAUUGGGUUGCAUACAGGGGGCAAGCUUCGUGUAAGGUCAAAGGGAAGACUUGGCUAUAUAGCAUUCCUAAAACUGCCGGAGGUGUUCUUCCAGCAAAGCUAAGGUGCUUGGUGAGAACCUUCCAUUGUUCGGACAUCGCAGCUUUUACUGGCGGGAGUACCGCAGUCUUUUGUGCGCUUUUUCGACGCUUAUUUUUAUUUUAGAUAUCAAACAUAAUAUUGUAUUCACACUCGGGCGUUUAGCAGAUGCCGUUAUCAAGUGCUAGUUACGAGUGAAAUAUGAAAAAGCGCGUGAUGACUUUCAGUUAAAAAGCAUACGCCGCAGUGUCGAUGAAAACCACGCUGCAUACGACACAAUGCCAUGAGAUACACCGCAAUAUUCUAAAUAGCAUACUAUAUAGACGUGCACAUCACUAAUUUACCGUACCGUGUUAAUGCACACCACACAGCAUAUUCUACAGCAUUUACUUGCGCGCGCCGCAUACACGCGUGCACUCCAUAAAACUUUGCGCCGCGUAGCCAGCUGUAUUAGCAUUCUGACACGCUGACAUCAGGAUGCUCCAUACGUGCUCGCCAUUUUUUUUUGCACUGCUUUCAAGGUUCUGUACAGCACUACGCGUGUUAGCCUUGUGUAUUUCCAUAGUGAUUACGGUUAGCUAAUUGUAGAUUUUCUCCCGGAAGGAAGGCGCAAGGAGAAGUUUGCUGUCUGUGAUGCAGCUGAUCCUCGUGCCUUGCGUAAAGACUGGACAUUUACAUUUAGGCAUUUAGCUAACGCUUUUAUCUAGAGCUUUUUUUUUGUUCGUUUUUUUUUAAAUUUUUUUAAAGAGCAUAUAACAGUGCUAGCAAAAUAGCGCUAUUCCUAGAACUGGACUUCUCCUGGCCCUACCCCUUCCCUUCAUACGUGCAAUGUGGGCGCAGGUGCGUGGCGCGCUAUUGGGCCCGCUGCGACGCGCGUUGACGGCGUGCUCCGCGGCGUCGCCCGCCUCGUCGGGCAGGCCGCAGGUCGCCAUACCUGACUUAUUGAUACCUUUUUCUCAAUUAGCGUUGGACCCAGGCCUGGAAUAUCAGGUGCAUGCCAUCUCAUCCAUAUAAUGGCCCCCGGUAAAUAAUUAAGGGCCAAGAGGCAAUGAAUACCAGGGGACCCCUGUAGCCCUCUGAGGCUGAAAACAGCCCAUUCUUUUGACUGGAUAACCUUCUGUCUCCAGGUCCCUAGAGCUAUCAGAGGGACACGCCCGCGGCUGAUCCCACUAAAUGCGCCUUUUAGCGACACACUCCUGGCUAAUCCCGCUAAAUGCUCUCCUUCGGUGACACACACCCUUGGCUGAUUCCACUGAACGCACUCCUUCAGUGACACGCUCCUAAUCACCCCCCCAGCGUUGCACGCGCCGUUCUGGAUCCAAGCUACACACAGCCCCCCCUCCCCCUCACAUUACAAGUGUCCUGCACAUCGCAAACAUUAUCCUGACAUCCAUCCACUCUGACACCCAUGCAUAUAUGCACGCUGACGCCGGGACACCGCAGUUUCCAUCCAGCCGCAGGGACUUGGGAUUGCAUACGACGCCCCCGUGUCGUUUUACCGGACGCGUUUUUCCAGCGCUAACUUGCGUAACCGCCCCGACGCGGGCGGCGGCUCGGGGUCCGGGGGGGCGACCGGACCCCGAACUAAAUAUACGCACGCGCGACUCUUUGGCCCGGCGCUUACGGCGAUGUACCGCACCGCUGCCCCUCCGUCCCGCUCGCCGCCUGAAACACUAUACCGCGCAUUAGCUUCGCCCUAAAUUAGCCGCACGCUAAGCUUUCCCCCCUCCCUCCCCCCCCCGCGCGGAGCUGGACGUAUAGCUUUACGGCUCCAUACCUGGCCUGUCGCGUCUGGCUGUCUGGGCCUAUCCCUAGCCACUGCACGUGUAGCAUUAGUAGCCUGCCCCACUUCUGCCGCUCUGUGUCGCUUUGCGUGACACGACCGCCGACGCGCUCCAAAUUGCCACGUUGCCAAAUUGUCUGUAAACCACUCUUGCUUGCUGAAAUACAGACAGGCUGACAGACACUCGGUCGGAGACGGGGAUGGAGGCCGUUUCAAUUUCAAUACACACGGUUGAGGAAACGAACCGAAAUUAAGUCAAAAUUAAGCGAUUAAUAAUUUAAAAUUAUGUAAUUAAUUGGGGGUGGGGGGGGGGGAGGACACCCCCAGGUAACAACAUUUGGGCCUUUUUUUUGUUGCAAUUUAUCAAUUGAAAUUUUUGACCAAAUUAAAGUGGAAUUGAAACUCCAAACCCCUGGACUGAGACCGGAGUUAGGGCUGACACCCCAGCUCAGACACAGCCCCCCCCCACCCGCCCACCCACCCACCAACCCACGCCAAGACCACUGCCUCCAUCCGAGAAGAACCACUAUGCCCUGUGUAUGUGAUGUACGCGUUCACUGUGCUGUGACUGAUGUGCGUUUGCAGUGCUGUUUCAACUGGCCGUAGCACGGCAUGUGUGCACCCCUGUGUCUGUUAAAGCAAAUAAUAAUAAAAAAAAAAUAACUGUGAAAACGCGA